Messenger RNA from Alternaria incomplexa, 819 nucleotides. RefSeq lists its product as uncharacterized. Gene Ontology annotation, molecular function: cholestenol delta-isomerase activity. Lineage: Eukaryota; Fungi; Ascomycota; Dothideomycetes; Pleosporales; Pleosporaceae. The record is from RefSeq and is a predicted model, not a curated record. Gene Ontology annotation, biological process: sterol metabolic process. The transcript is spliced from 3 exons. The coding region runs from base 1 to 819 and encodes 272 amino acids. Gene Ontology annotation, cellular component: endoplasmic reticulum; membrane.
AUGUCUUUCUUCGGUAGCAGAAAGGUGCCUCCGCCGCCUCCCGUUGUACCUCCGCCUGUCCCGCGCUCCGGUCCCGAAAUCGAUGCGACGACGGUGAUAUCGCUCUUGGCUGUACUCGCUCUCCUCGGUGGCGCUUACGGUGCAUCGAUAAAAGUCCUACCAAAGACUACCGUCCUCAAAACACGCGUACUUUUCAUCUGGCAUCUCUUCGAUGCUCUGAUCCACUUCGUCUUUGAAGGCUCCUUUCUUUACAACUGCUUCUUCGUCACAUAUUCGUUGCCCACCUCUUUUUCCGCUGCAUCACGCAAUCACCCUCAUAUCACUCUCUUUACUCCUCCGGAUGUGUAUUGGCUGGGCAGGCAGGAUCUUCUGUACGGGGCGAACUACGGGACCGGUCCAUUCAGUCGACUGUGGCAGGAGUAUGCGAAGGCGGAUAAGCGAUGGGGUGGUACGGAUCUAACGGUCGUGGCUCUCGAGAUUCUGACUGUGUUCGUGGCUGGGCCUUUGGCAUGCUGGAUAUGCUAUCUCCUCACAAAAGACGAGAAGAAGGGUGCGUUGAGGAAGUGGUUUUGGAUGAUAGUCCUGGCCACAGGGGAGAUAUACGGAGGCUGGAUGACUUUCGCGCCUGAGUGGCUGACCGGAAGCCCCAAUCUCGACACCAGCAACUGGAUGUACCUCUGGCUUUACCUCGCUUUCUUCAACGGCCUGUGGGUCGUCUUUCCGCUCUGGAUCUUAUACGAGGCAUACAAAGCUAUGAGCUCAGCCAUGUCGCAGGCCGAAAUGGUUGACCUGGUCAACUACCUCAAAAAGGAUGAUUAA